CAACACGAGAUACCAGGAUGUUCAGCUUGAAGACACUCUGUCUGUGCUCGAAUGCAAACAAGAAGCUAGGAAGAUGACAUUUUGGUUGCCCUAAAAUGUUUCGGGGGCAUGCCUUUAUAAGAGACUUGCAAGAUCAGUGAAUUGUUCAUUGGAGGAGGAGGAUUCUAACAGAUGGAGAAACAUGUACUUCUGUCAUGGUUUGACGAUGGCAGGAAAUGGAAUUUGGACUGAUCACUCCGGAUGUGGAAAGUUGUUGGUAAACACCAUGUCAAUGGGAACCGUAUGGUUGAACCUUUUCCAGAGGGAAUGCACAUGGCAAUAUUUGGUAUGGGCUGCUUCUGGGGAGCAGAAAGAAAAUUUUGGCGACAAAAAGGAGUCUACUCAACUCAAGUGGGUUAUGCAGGAGGACAUACCCUAAAUCCUACCUAUGAAGAGGUCUGUUCAGGAAAAACUGGCCAUACCGAAGCUGUGCGAGUGGUAUAUCAGCCGGAAACCAUCAGUUUUGAGAAACUACUCAAGGUCUUCUGGGAGAAUCAUGACCCGACGCAAGGGAUGCAGCAGGGGAAUGAUUGUGGCACGCAGUAUAGAUCUGCCAUCUACACGUACUCCUCAGAACAGAUGGAAGCUGCCUUGAGAUCUAAAGAAGCUUACCAGAAGGUAUUGACAGAGAAUGGCUUCGGUGCAAUCACAACUGAAAUUCAUGAAGCCCCAGAGUUCUACUAUGCUGAAGAUUACCACCAGCAGUAUCUAAGCAAGCGCCCCAGUGGCUAUUGCGGACUGGGAGGCACUGGGAUUUCUUGCUCUAUUGGUGGGAAGGAGUGAGCUUUACUUAUACAAUGAUGCUCAA
Messenger RNA from Euleptes europaea (tarantolino), 847 nucleotides. It is a transcript of the gene MSRA, whose product is annotated as methionine sulfoxide reductase A. NCBI's taxonomy places the organism in Eukaryota, Metazoa, Chordata, Lepidosauria, Squamata, Sphaerodactylidae. The transcript has 6 exons. The record is from RefSeq and is a predicted model, not a curated record. Gene Ontology annotation, cellular component: cytoplasm. Gene Ontology annotation, molecular function: peptide-methionine (S)-S-oxide reductase activity. Bases 241 to 822 code for a protein of 193 amino acids. Gene Ontology annotation, biological process: cellular response to oxidative stress.